Molecule: messenger RNA, 1392 nt
Organism: Cotesia congregata
Lineage: Eukaryota; Metazoa; Arthropoda; Insecta; Hymenoptera; Braconidae
Source: the annotation of a GenBank genome assembly
AUGCCAAAGCUUAUUUUGUUUUUGUUUGUUAUAACCACAACAAUAAACAACAUUGUAUUGGCAGAACCAGUUCAUGAUACAAGAGUAAUUAUUGUUGGGUCAGGAGCAGCAGGUAUAGCGGCUGCGUCAAAAUUGCUUCAAAAUGGCUUUAAUGAUGUCAAAAUUAUUGAAGCUGAGAAUCGAAUUGGUGGUCGGCUUUGGGCAGUCAAAAUCGGCCAAUGGGUACACGGUGAAGAAGAUAACGUCUCCUUCGAACUAGCUUGGCCUUUAGGACUCCUUGAACACUUUAAUUACAGCCAUGUUUUUACCACAAGAUUCUUUAAUUCUUCUGGUGAACAAUUGCUUCCAGAAGUACUCAGCGAUGUGACUUAUUUUUAUUUUAAUCUAACGGAAAAUUCUGAUGUUAAUGAUAUUGCAAAAGCUGAGUCUUAUGGAGAUUUCAUAAUAGAAAAAAUGGAAGAAUACUUUAAAAGAUUGCCAGAAGUUACAGAUGAUAUGAAGAAGUCGAUCUUGUAUCUUUUUAACUUGGUACAAGGAUCUUCUGAUGGCUCCGAUGAUUGGACGAAACUUUCACCUAAAAUGCCAAGAGAUUAUCCAAAGAAAUAUCCGAAUCCGGCAGAAGAACUACCAGUUUUAAAUAAUACGAUUUUAAAUUCAAAAGUCGUUAAAAUUAAUUAUGAUUCAUCAGAUACGCCAGUUGAAAUAACUACUGAAGAGGGUAAAAAAUAUUUAGCUGAUCAUAUUAUUGUAACUCCGUCUUUAGGAGUUUUAAAAGCUGAUUAUGAAAAAUUGUUCAAUCCACCUUUACCAGAUAAAAAAAUUAAUGCUAUUCAAAAUCUUGAAAUGGGACAUGUAGCAAAAAUUUAUCUGUACUACGAAGAUCCAUGGUGGCAUGAUGAAAUUUUUGUAAAAUUUAUACUUUGGAGUGAUGAAGAAAGGAAACAAAUGGAGGCUGAUCCGGCGAAAAGAUGGUUGUUAGGAUAUUACACGGCAGUGGAAGUUGAGCAUAAACCAAAAGUUUUAUGUCUGUGGAUGACAGGCCCAUAUGUAACAGAAAUGGAACAAGUAUCAGAAGAAGAAUUCAAUAACAAAACACUGCAUUUUGUUAAUCAAUUUUUCGGAAAGUCGUACAAUUUAACGCAGCCUUCUAUUAUAAAGAGAUCAAUGUGGAACACAAAUGAUAACUUCCGUGGAACGUAUAGUUAUCGAAGUAUAACUUCAGAUUUGAAAAACGCACAGAAUAAAGAUCUAGCUGAACCGAUAAUGAAAAAUGACAAACCGGUGGUUUUAUUCGCUGGAGAAGCUACAGAUGAACACUUUUCAACUGUACAUGGAGCUAUUCAUUCAGGGUGGAGAGAAGCUGAUCGAUUAAUUAAAUUAUAUAAAAUUUAA